Nothobranchius furzeri (turquoise killifish) is the source of this 2425-nucleotide messenger RNA. It is a transcript of the gene gng13b, whose product is annotated as guanine nucleotide binding protein (G protein), gamma 13b. Lineage: Eukaryota; Metazoa; Chordata; Actinopteri; Cyprinodontiformes; Nothobranchiidae. Gene Ontology annotation, biological process: sensory perception of taste; phospholipase C-activating G protein-coupled receptor signaling pathway. Gene Ontology annotation, cellular component: heterotrimeric G-protein complex. The record is from RefSeq and is a predicted model, not a curated record. Gene Ontology annotation, molecular function: G-protein beta-subunit binding.
CACACACACACACACACACACACAGAUAAAGGAGGGUCCCAGCAGAACCGGAGCGCUACUUCUUCUUUGAGUUCCUCCUCUCCGCCUCGCUCCCGGCCAGCACCGGAACCGGUUACCGGGCAGACCCAGACUGCUCGUCAUCCGUUGCACUGCUCGUACUGCGGAUUUUCAUCCUCACUCACCCCCAGCGGAUACCGGCAGAGCUCCGCCUCAGACAGAGACCAGACUCGCAGGAACGGACCGGGAGAUCAGCGCCGAUCUGCUGCAGCACCGUCUCCGGUUCCUCCCUCCGGUACCUCCAGACCUGGGAGAGCAACAGCCGCCAGUGAGGUAGAAGAGCCCAUCAUCAGGCUGCAGUCAUGGAUGAGAUGGACCUGCCCCAGAUGAAGAAGGAGGUGGAGAGCCUCAAAUACCAGCUGGCCUUCAAACGAGAGAAAUCCUCCAAAACAGUCACAGAUUUGGUGAAGUGGAUAGAGGACGGAGUCCCCGAAGAUCCCUUCCUGAACCCGGAGUUGAUGAAGAACAACCCGUGGGUGGAGAAAGGAAAAUGCAUCCUUCUCUAGGAAGAACGUCGCCGUGAGCGCCCUGCAGGAGACUGACCCCACCUCCUGAGCGGGUCAGCAUCUACCUACCAACCUCUCACCAUGAAUGUACUACAGCGGACCCCCUACACACACACACACACACACACACACACACACACACACACGCACACGCCUCUAGCUGACACCAGGCCGCUGAGACACACUUUCUCCUGCCUGCAGGCGCACUCCUGAUUCGGGGUUUGAUUGUGACUAUUUAAUAACGUAGUUAUGCAGCAGACAUGUUCCUAGCAACGUUCCUCCAGUUGUGAUGAGUCCAGAUGUUCCACAUCCUCACUGCCAAACCUUAGGAGUGCGUUUGUGCAGCAACGUCUUCGAAAAACCACUUUUCUACUUUAAGGGAAAAAGAUUUCAUUGCGUUACUAUGGGGUUGGGGGUGGGGGGGGGAUUACAGAUUAGGACGGAGCUGGUGUGGAUGACUUUAAGAUGGCGUCCUCCAACCCAAACCCUAAAGCCCGACGCCGAGCCAACGGCGAUCCUGCUCCUCCGCUGACUCCAGACGCCCGCCUCCAUGGAUGAAACAAUCACAGCUUGACUUCUGAUCCAGCAGCACACUUUAACCUUUUAUGCAUGAGGUCACUGGGGCGUGCAGGAGGCAGCAUGUUACCAUAGCAACAGCAACAAGACAGGAAGUCUGCUGACCAAACUAUUUACUGAUGUUUUCGGCAGCAUUCGGAGCUAAAUGCAUGAGACGGAUGCUGUACAGCAGCAUAAACAAAUCCACGUUUCAGUCCUCAGUGCGUCAGUUCUGCAGCUGACAGCUGUUUCCAACAGACCAUAAUAGUAACCCCACCCUGCAUCAUCAACAUCAGCACGACUGACCCAGCUAUUGACUAAGUUGUACUUCAUAAAAACAGGGAAGAUGGUGGAAAAGUCAAAGAAACCAAAGAUCCAGACCCGCUCUUGUCACUCCUGCUCGUCUCUUCCAGGAUGAUUUAGUUGCGUAAAUCUCACGUUUCACCGUAGCCGCCAUGUUGGCGUCAGUCGCGGAUCACCACCCUUGUUUUGACUCAAGGCUACCCAAUCACAUUGUAGUGAUGAUGUCAUAUGACCUCCAGUUUACAUCCCGGUCUAGGGCCACGGCAACAUCCAGGAUGUUAGCGCUAAAGCUGUGUCGUCAUGGAGACACAGUCUUGCUGCUGCCUGAUUGGAUAGCUGCCGUGUUGGCCCUGGGCCGGGAUUAAACCACACCUUCCUCCGCUGCUAGUUCAAACGUCUAACAGGAGUGAUUAACUUGGCUAUGAGUGACCAGACUGGAUGUCCACAACUUGGUCCCUCGCUGUCGUGGCUCGGGCGUUUGCACCAGUGCACUCGCUGAUGUCAGACGGAGGUUUCACAGCGGAGCUCUCAGGCCUCUGGAGGUUCCCGCUACCCCUCUCCUCCUCCUGAGCUACGGCCCUACAGACCACAAACAUCCCUCCGCUCGCAUGUACAGACAAACCCCCUUUAACUUAUUAACUUAUUUAUUUAUUUAUGGAUAAGAGCUUCUCUUCACCUUAGCUUAUUUCUACGAGAGCACGCCGCCUUCAUGAAGAAGCACCUUCUACUGCUGCCUUCUACUCAUUCUCCUCUAAACCAGGAUGUAAAUAUCCAGGCCCGAGGUUCUGACACCAUCACCGACCUCCGAGCUGGCCUGAGAGUGCACGACACACACACACACACACACACACACACACACACACACACACACACACACACACACACACGGUGGAACAUCAGUACCGUACUGAUCCCCGCCACAUUCACCACAGCAGGAAAUGGUUUUUAUUUAUUGUCCUGUGACGGUGAGUUAAAGCGGUACGAGAGCUUGGGGGGGGGGGGGG